Molecule: messenger RNA, 2322 nt
Organism: Miscanthus lutarioriparius
Lineage: Eukaryota; Viridiplantae; Streptophyta; Magnoliopsida; Poales; Poaceae
Source: the annotation of a GenBank genome assembly
AUGUCGGCGGAGGAGGAGGAGGCGGCGGCGGCGGCCGCGGCCUUGGCCAUGAUGAAGGAGGACGCCGGCGGGAGCGGCGCGGAGGCAGACCAGGACGUGCAGGUGCACGGGAACAUGCAGCGUGUCAAAGUAUACUGUUUAACUAAUGACGGGCAGUGGGAUGACCAGGGAACAGGCCACAUAACAAUUGACUAUAUUGAGGGGUCAAAAGAAAUUGCUCUGGCUGUCGUGGAUGAGGUGGAUAAUGACACGCUACUACUUCACCAUAUUACUUCGGAUAAUAUCUACAAGAAACAAGACAAAACAAUUAUCUCAUGGAAGGAUCCUGAAAAAGAACUAGAUUUACUGCUGAGCUUUCAAGAAGCUGAAGGAUGCGGAUAUAUAUGGCAGAACAUAAAUUACUUACAGCAAAAGCUACAAUCUGGUGACCUUGGCUAUGGAUUGAAGGAUCUUCCUUCUCUUGAGCUGUCCAGCCUUCCUUUGCUUUUAAAGACUGUAUUGGAGUGGGGAACGAAGGAUGGGACGCGCGUUGCAGAGUUAAUAUCCCAAAAUCAGGAUGAAUUUUUCCCCAAGCUAGUGGACCUUUUCAGAACAUGUGAGGGUUCAAGAAACAUGGAUGAUCUCCACAUGAUCUUCAGACUAGUCAAGGGAAUCAUAUCAUUGAACAAUCCUGACAUAUUUCACAAGAUUUUCUCUGAUGAUUUUAUCCUUGACAUAAUUGGGGCCCUUGAGUAUGAUCCAGAGGUUCCCAAUGUGCAGAGUCAUCGUGAAUUCGUGCAGAAUCAAGCCCUCAAUGAGGCCAUACACAUUGGAAAUGUUUCUGUGGCCUCAAAGAUUCGUCAAACAUACAUAAUAGGUUAUAUAAAGGAUGUUAUAUUACUGAAUGCACUGGAUGGUCCUACUGUGUCAAGCCUGAACUCAAUUAUUGAGUGGAACAAGCCUUUUGUUGUUUCUGUACUAAAGGACGAUGCUUCUUUUAUCCAAGAUCUGAUUGCAAGGAUAACAUCUUCGAAUACUUCUGCUGAAUCAAAAAGCAAACUGGUCCUGUUUUUGCGUGAGCUUUGCAUUCUCAGCAAAAGUUUGGAGCCUAAGGGACAAUCACAGCUGUCUAGGGAUCUCAUUGAUGAAGGUGCGUUCAACAUAAUUUCUGAUGUGCUUCAGAGUCAGGAUAAAGAACUCUUUUCAGCUGGGGCAAACAUACUUGUGUAUUUUGUUGAUCUGCAUCCUGACUUAGUUAGAACAUUUAUUGCCAAUCAUGAAGAGAACUACCUAGAAGGAAAUUCUCUUCUUGAGUUUCUGGUUCAAGGGAUGAUAAUUGACUCUGCUGAGGAAAUGCUCUAUCAGUCUUGUCUAAAGAUAUUGUUGGGUUCUUCCGAUACAACUACAAAUCAUCAAGAUGUUGUUCUUCAGGUUUUCUUUGACAAGCAUAUUCAAAAAUUGAUUGACGUAAUAGCUUCGUCCUACGCUCCAAAGGGCAUUGCCAGAUCAACGUCAGGUUCAGCUGGUGUUCGCACAAUGGUUGAACAGCAUUCUGCUAAGCCUGAAACAUUGUUGAAAAUUUGUGAGCUUUUAUCCUUCUGUGCACUUCAUCAUACAAACAGGAUGAAGAUAUUUUUUGCAACCAAUGCAAUGGAGAAAAUUCUUACUUUAACCCAUCGGAGAGAGAAGGUUUUGGUUGUGGCAGCUGUCCAAUUCGUUCGGACUAUAAUUGGCAGAAAGGAUGACUUUCUUGUUGACCGUGUUAUCAAGCUGAACUUGUUGAAGCCAGUUAUUAAGGCAUUUGAUGAAAAUGGCGAUAGAGACAACAUGCUACAAUCUGUGAUCCUUGAACUGUUGGAGUACAUAAGAAAGGAAAAUCUUGAGCCCCUUAUUGAAUAUGUUGCUGAGUCUUUUUGGGACCAACUUGUGAAGUUUGAACGAUUGCAGAGUAUUCAGUCCUUCAAACUUAAGUACCUCCUCAUGUCAAUAAAAUCUGAUGUUCCAGAAAAGAUUGUGGAGAGUGCAGAAACAAAGCAAAGUACUGGUGUGGUUGACACGAGAAAGAAAGCAGAUGAAAGAGGUGCUGAUAAGGAACAGGAAGGUUAUUUUAAUAAGGAUAGUGACAGAGUAGAUUCUUCUACACCAACAAUGCAUUCACAGGAGCAAUCUAUCCCGGCAAGAAAGCCUGUUAAUGCUGAUGAGGCCCAAGUGGUGGGGAACAAUCCAGAUGGUGGCAGACAUUCACCUCACAAAAAGCUAAAGAGUGUUGCUUCAGCCUCGCCUUCUAGAAGCGCGAAAAGUUCUGAAGGCAGUGGCGAAGGGGAUGGAAGCCGAGGCUCUUAG